Messenger RNA from Rotaria sp. Silwood2, 555 nucleotides. The record is from the annotation of a GenBank genome assembly. NCBI's taxonomy places the organism in Eukaryota, Metazoa, Rotifera, Eurotatoria, Philodinida, Philodinidae.
AUGAUAUUAACAGAUGAUGAUAAUGAUGAGGAAGAGGAACAGAGAGACGAGGAGGAGGAAAAAGAGAAAGAGAAAGUGAAAGAGGAGGAAGAGAAUGAAGAAGUGGAAGAUAUUAUUAUUAUUGGAAAUAUUAUUGGUGAAGAUGAUGAUCUAUCAAAUUUAAUUGGACAUGAUAUUUUCACCGAUAGUUGGGAGCAGGAUAUUGAAGUGGAUCCUGAUGAUCCAGCACUAACAAAAGAACAAUAUACCACUUUAUUAUUGAUGAUAAAAUGUCGAAAAUUAAUAUAUUUAAUAAAAAAAUCUUCAAUUUUUACUAGCUGCACAGUGUUUUCGAUCCCAACUGUUUUUUUAGCUUUAUCAGAUGCUGAUAAACGAGCUAUAGAACACGAGAUAAAAGAAAUGUUAAAAAAUGAUGAUUUAAGUUUCGAUAAUUUAUCAUUAACAUUAGCAACAUCACAAUCUACAUUUAGUUUAUCUAAUACAGCUGCCACCACAAUCUCUUUUAUAAGUACAUUAUCAAUAUCUGGACUCCGAUUCGUCCUAUAUUUCCUAUAA